UCUCCACCCCUCCUGUCGGCGAGUAAUGGUACGCUCCCUCCUUGUGAUGUAGUGCUCCCUCCUGCUGCUGGGCGGUCAGAAAGCUGGAAGUGCGCUUGAUAGAGAGAGACAGCGAGAGGUACGGUGCGCCUCUGUCUGCGAGAAAAGAGCCUGAAGGAUCCUCGCGCAGCUUUAAAGACGGAGAGAGAAAAAAGCUGAUGUUUGUGAAAACUGUCGAAAAGGUGCGCAGAAGUUUCUUGAAAAUGUAGCCUCUUCUAAUACAAGAGUUUUUGUAACCCCCCGCCUGCACGCGGCCGGUUACAUGGAGGUGUUACAGGAAGCUGUUUUGAAUCGGAUUCAGGAGAAAAACUGUGAUGAAAAACUUUGUUCCAGACGGAAAGACGAAGCGGUGACUUGCUGAAAAACAGUUUUUUUUUCCUCCCUCUCUCCUGCGUACACUGAUUUGUGCGCCUCCCAAAAAUGCGCCCGGGGAGACCUCACAAGUACAGUAUGAUGCGCCUGCUGCUCCUCCUCGUGCUCGCCUUGUCCUGCCGCUGCUGCCCGGACAAAUGCCUGUGCUCCUUAGAAACUGUGAAAUGCCAAAACCAGGACUUGGUCGACAUUCCACCUUCCUUACCGGCCAAUACCAAAUCCCUGUUCCUCACGGGAAACAAAAUCGCUCAAAUAAACGAUUCCUCUUUCCCAACCCGUCUGGAAAACCUGGAAGAAAUGUACCUGAGUGGCAAUGAGAUGGAGUCUGUGCAUGCAGGGGCGUUCAAAAACUUGCCAAACCUUGUAAGGCUGGACUUGAGUAAUAAUUUAAUCCAGAAUUUCAGCGAGAGCGCUUUCCCUGAUGAUAGUAAACUGCAGUUCCUCAACCUCAGCAGGUCUCUUAACAAUUGCACCACCCUUCAUUUCUUUGUCCAUGCAAACCUUCCCAACCUCACCUCCCUGGACCUGUCCAACAAUGACCUGCACUUACUGCCGGACGGCAUGUUCAAGGGCCUCCCCGGCCUGGCCACCCUGAACCUCCGCAACAGCUCCCUCAUCGAGUUCCAGAGCUUGGACGAGAACGGGGCUCUGCUGGCACUGCGUGACCUCGACCUGAGGGACAACAACCUGAAGGAUCUGCCCACCGCCAUGAUGGCGGACUUUGAACUCCGCGUCCAGCUAGCUGGGAAUCCCUGGCACUGCAACUGCUUCAUCAGCAACCUGCUGGCGUGGCUGAAGAACACCACCCAGGUGGUGGACAAGCACGAGCUGACCUGCACCGAUCCCGAGGCCGUGAGGCACCGACCCCUUCUGCAGGUGCAGCAGUCCCAGCUGAAGUGCACGGGCGACAUGGAGAGGGUCCUGAAGACGUCGUAUGUCUUCCUGGGCCUGGUGCUGGCCCUCAUCGGGGUCAUGUUCCUGCUAGUGCUCUUCUUGAACAGAAAGGGCAUCAAGCGAUGGAUGUACAACAUCCGGGAUGCCUGUAGGGACCACAUGGAGGGGUACCACUACCGGUACGAGAUCAACUCUGACCCACGCUUGGCCAACCUGAGCAUCAACUCGGACGUGUGAGGGUGGGCGAAACAGUGGGAAGUGGUUGGGGGAGGGGGCAUUGUCAUGGACUCUGCAAUUAUAUGACUCAAUGCUGUUCAACUUUUGCAUGAAAGUCUUCCUUCCUUCUUUUGGCCCCUCCUUCUCCCGCAACCUCCGAAACACAGCACAACGACGCCAUUCAGAUGCUGCAUCCAUCAAUGCUUUUUAUCGACCGCCGCUGCAUGUCCAACACAAAUGUUUGGCGGCCGUCACGCCAACUGUUUAUUUUUGUUUUGUUUCUUUUAUUCCUCUGCGUUGCGUUGCAUGGACGAUGAAUCAAGGCAAUUUUCAUUUUUUGAGGAAACCUCCUGCAAAUUGUCUUUUUACUUACCCAUAAGGACGACUGAACGGAGUGCUGCAACCUUUAAGUGAAACACCACCUGUCAAUUGCGUCCUAGACGAUGGGACUCUUGUGGGAGAGAGAUGUUAUACUGCUUGAGUUUGUCCUUUUCUUUUGGGAUGUAAAGAUGUCAUGCAGUGCAAACUAUGCCUUUUUCUGGACUGAUUAUAAUACACAUAGCAUAGUAUAUAAAUUUUGUAGAUUUAGGUGAUUGCUGUUUAUUUUUAUUUUUUAUUUUUUCCUGUAAGGACAUUUAGCUAAAUAAAUCAAACAAAAAAAAAAGCAUCUGGAUUGCUGGUACAUGUGUGAAGGGAAGAAAGAAUGUAAAGAAUGUGAGGCUUUCAAGGAGGAUUUCGGUUGGUGGUGGGGUAAAGAUGGAGGUGGGGCGGAGGGGUGGGUGCAGUUCAUUCCUGAGGGACGAAUCACAUGCCGAGUGCCAAAUCUCGGCACCCCCCCUUCACCAAACUGUCAACAAGUUCAGCAACGGGUGAAAAAAUGUGUGACACUCUCAUCUCUACGGUAACAGUUUCAGGUGUGAUCUUCAUUAACGAGCAAGUUGAAGCUCCAGCGCGUUAACAGACCGAACAGAGGACCCCGCUCUCCUCUGGAGGAAUGUAAAUGAGCUGCUACCUGGAUGUGCAUAGGUGAUGAGAGUAGCCAGCUGUUAUCUCCCGUUCAAUUUGCUCCCUGCUGGGAGAAUCUAAUAAAAAAAAGAAAAAGAAAAUCCCUUCAUGAUAAUGUACAUAACAACCAAGCUGCUGCAAAAUUGCACGUUCCGCAGAUAACCUGGUUUUAGUCAUUGUAAUUUCAAAGUGCUCGGUUACAGAGAAAGGUGGUGCGGGGAGGAAAAGUGUGUGGUGUUCUGAGGGUCAUGCAAAUGAAGGCAAAACCGAAGUCGAGGUUCUCCAGUGGGACCCACAGUGUGGUUGUAAUAAAAUGAGCUCAAGCCGCUUGGCUUUUUCACGUUGCUCUGUUUUAGGAGGAAGAGUGGAGAGGGGAAAAAAAAAACAGUGUCUCCUAUUAGUGCUUCCAACCAACUGUCAGAGGCUGUUCUUUUCAUGCUGUCCAGUGUAUUGGGGAUUAAUAAUUAAUGUGUGGUAUUCCUUUGAAGGCCGGACGAUGCGUGCUGCUGUCUAAGCAGUCCAAAUUAAUGAUGUUUGUUGUAUAUCUGCGCGGGAAGGACUGUGAACCUUUCUCAGCCUUUUCCGGUGAGGGCACGGAAAUAAUAAUUGCCGUCCUUUCCCUUCUCCCGUUUUCUCUCCUGUCACAAACGCACAGCGUCCCUUACGACUGCGGCCACACAGCGCCUGCGGCGGCACGGGAUGUGCCAGAUCUCCCCACUCUGUUGGCAACAUCUGUGUGCCGCCAGCACAGUCUGACGUCGUUUGCACGUCCGUGUGCUUUCUCCGGGAUUCAGUGUUAACUUUUUUUUUUCCUGACCAAUUUUUCCAAUGGGUACAGACAGAGGCGGGCAAAGAAUAUUUGAGGCCCCAAGUAAUAGUUUGACAUGAGGGCCUCAUGACUAGGUAAGUCCACCAGCCUCUAUAAUGCCAAAAC
Molecule: messenger RNA, 3460 nt
Organism: Gambusia affinis (western mosquitofish)
Lineage: Eukaryota; Metazoa; Chordata; Actinopteri; Cyprinodontiformes; Poeciliidae
Gene: tpbg
Product: trophoblast glycoprotein b
Exons: 2
Coding region: 460-1542 (360 amino acids)
Biological process (GO): negative regulation of canonical Wnt signaling pathway
Cellular component (GO): plasma membrane
Molecular function (GO): protein binding
Source: RefSeq, a predicted model, not a curated record